UUAUUUCAAAGAAUAUUGAAUAUUGUUUCGGAUAAUAUUGCAUAAUUACAUUGAAUCACAGACUUUACUCUUUAGGUACCCAUGAAAACAAACUAAACACCACGAGUCGGUGAUAUUUAGAAGCUCAAUGAUAUCACUUUUCAUCACAUACGUGUUUCUUCGUUUACUUUUAGCUCGCUCUUUUCAGACUUCUAGUAUUUCCUCUCCUAGUUUCUUAAAGUUACAGGAUAAUGUUGGGCAUUUUGUUUCAAUGUUCAAAUUCUGUUAAAAUAAAGGAAUUCAUCCUAAAACACUUCUUAAUCAUCACUGAGGUUAUAGCUGUAGUAUUAGCGUUUGCUUGGCCGCUUCCCGGAUCCAAACUGUCCAACUCAACUGUCUCUCUUUGCAUUGUGGCUGUCAUAUUUUUCUUUACUGGACUAAAGCUGAAGACAGAUGAACUAAAAUCAGUCUACAGGGCAGUUGAUGUUGUCAUCAUUUGUUGUGUUACUUCACUGGUUAUUACAACACUCAUUCCAGGAUACAUCGUUCAUCAGUUGCCAUUUGAUAAGAAAGAUGGUUCAAGCAACGGAACCUUUACAUUUGGUCCAGAUGAACUGAAACUUGGGAUAAUUCUCUUUAACUGUGCUCCCGCCACUAUCGCUACUGGUAUAAUCAUGGUAACGGGAGCUGAAGGUGACGUGGCUGUAGCAGUGGCUGUCUCCACUAUCACAAACCUUGCUGGCUGUUUCCUUACUCCUCUUCUCUUCUCACUCUUCGUAGACGCAGAGGCCAUGAAAGCAGACAGUACGAAACUGGUGAUGAAACUGGGAUUGUCACUGAUACUACCACUUUUUGUAGGUAAAGUAGUGUCCGUGGUGUUCGCUCGUGUGAGAGAGGUCGUUAAAGUCCACAAAAGGAAAAUAGGUUUAGUUCAAAGUAUGGGAAUCGUCAUCAUAUUGUGGAUUAAACUUAGCACCAGCAUCAAGAAAGGAACUUUUGAAUUGAUAGCGUUGACUGACAUCCUUAUACUCAUUGGAAUAAUCAUAGCAUGUCAUCUUCUUCUCUUGCUCCUCAAUUUCCUUGUCUCGGUUUCCUUCUGUUUUAAGAGGAUACACCUGUCAGUAAUGCUAUUACUCUGCUCACAAAAGACUUUAGUGCUCACAGCUGCUAUAGCGUCAGCGCUUCCUGACAAAAUAGGAGACCCAGCCCUGAUACUGCUGCCCUGUUUUAUUGCUCAUCCUCUACAAAUGUUGAUAGACUCCUUCCUAAUUCAACCUCUUAAAAAAUCUCUCCAUUUCCCUCUCUGUGUACCUGGCUUUUGUGCGAAAUGUCGCAGUUCUGAAAGAGAUGAAACGGACAAGACAGAGAACAAUCAAACUAACUACUCUAGUAGCAGGGUGUAG
Molecule: messenger RNA, 1382 nt
Organism: Bolinopsis microptera
Lineage: Eukaryota; Metazoa; Ctenophora; Tentaculata; Lobata; Bolinopsidae
Exons: 10
Coding region: 231-1382 (383 amino acids)
Cellular component (GO): chloroplast envelope
Source: RefSeq, a predicted model, not a curated record